UUCAAAACAACUAUAACCUGCCAUUUCAAAAUCAAUCAGUAGAAUUGACCCAAAAAAAAUCCAAUUUGGUUUUAAUGCAUGCGAUGAAAAAGAGUCAAUAAAUGAAAUAUAAAUAAAAUACUAUAUCAAUAAAUUCCUCAUAGUAUUUUGUGGACUGAAAUGAGUUCCUGUAAUUCAAAUGAAAUUUAUCAUGAGAGACAAGUGAGAGAAUUGUGUGCCCUUCAUGCGCUGAAUAAUUUAUUUCAAUGUAAGGACUUCUCUAAAUCUGAAUUAGAUCUCAUUUGUAAUAACUUAUCUCCUGAUAAUUGGAUAAAUCCUCAUAAAUCUAUGUUAGGCAUUGGUAAUUAUGAUAUUAAUGUUAUUAUGAAAGCCUUGCAAUCAAGAGGCUGUGAAGCAAUUUGGUUCGAUAAAAGAAAGGAUCCUACUUCUUUGAAUUUUCGAAAUAUUAUUGGUUUAAUCUUCAAUAUCCCGAGUGACUACAAAUUUAGUUUCAUUACAAUACCUUUGAAUAGAAAACAUUGGGCCACAAUAAGAGAAAUUGAUGGAAUAUUUUAUAAUUUAGAUUCCAAACUUGAUGCUCCACUAGCAAUAGGAACUGAAAUGGAACUAAUAACUUUCCUCAAAACAGAAAUAGAUAGCAAAGAUAAGGAAAUGUUUAUAGUUGUGAGCAAUGAAGUAGCUGGAAAAAAAAGUUGGCUUAAAGAUCCUGAUAGUUAUAGAAAUGAACCAGAUAACAUUGAGGGGAGAGGGGCACAAAUCCUCCAGUUAAAAGAUAUUCUACCUGUGGUCCCUGGACCUCAAACAUUAUAACAAUAAAGAAAACAAGUUAUAUUUCCUAAUAUUCAAAUAGUUUCAAUAUCAACAUUCAAAUCAUUGGGAACAUGGAAACACUAAAUAAUUUGUCAAUUGAUUUUGUAACAUUCGGAAGAGUUAAAACAAGAAUAUUCAAUUCUUUAAUAUCAACAAAAUUUUCCUGAUUUCACAACGGGUACAAAUGGGAAUAAUUUUUUCAACUGUGAUAAUUUAAUAGCUUAAACACUUCAUUGCAUGCUACUGAAGAAUAAUAAAAAGUUAGUUAUUAAAUAAAACUAUCUCAUAUCUUGUUAUUUAUUUUAAUUUUUUUAUCAAAUGUUAUAAUGUUAAAAUAAUUAAAAAUAAAUUUUUAUAGAAUA
Molecule: messenger RNA, 1172 nt
Organism: Harmonia axyridis
Lineage: Eukaryota; Metazoa; Arthropoda; Insecta; Coleoptera; Coccinellidae
Gene: Josd
Product: josephin-like protein
Exons: 3
Coding region: 160-810 (216 amino acids)
Biological process (GO): protein deubiquitination
Molecular function (GO): cysteine-type deubiquitinase activity
Source: RefSeq, a predicted model, not a curated record